ACUAAUAAAAGCAUAGUAGUAGAGAGAAGUUCUCUGGUGUCUUCCCUAUCUGCCACGAUGGAAGCCGUGGGGUCCAGACAGAGCCGCGCCUCCUCCCGCUACGCUUCCGGCCCCUCCCCGCCGGUCUUCACCGGCCGCGUCAGGAAGUGGAGGAAGCAGUGGGUCACCUCUCCCGCCGCCACCAUUUCCAAAUCCGGCAAGCGCAACGACGCCCCGCCUCUCCGCCUCUGCCGCUGGACCCCCCUCUCCGCCGCCGCCGAUGACCCGCCCAAGCGCCGCCAAUUCCGCUACGCUCCGAUUGUUCCGAUUGAAAAGGGGAAAAUGAAAAGUGUGGAGAAGGAGAAUGAUGUAGUAGUUGUCUCCAAGGAAGAACCACCUCAGGAAAUCAAUGAAGAUGAAGCAAACACUGCUGAGAUGUGAAGAACAAAGUGAGGAGGAUUAACAUUAACUAUGGUUUAGUAAGUAUUAGUAUUAGUAUGUAUUAGCUUUGUGUAUGUUAAGUAGGCAUGUUGUAUGUAAUGUAACUCAGCUGAAUCUCUUAAUCCUAUCCCUGUUUAUUAGUGUCACUAAUAACAUAGAGUAGUAGUAUUCAACUUGCUUGUUUUUAUUCUAUGUUGCACUAUAAUGUCAUGAUUUUGUAUUUGAUUUGAA
Molecule: messenger RNA, 651 nt
Organism: Salvia splendens (bonfire salvia)
Lineage: Eukaryota; Viridiplantae; Streptophyta; Magnoliopsida; Lamiales; Lamiaceae
Exons: 3
Coding region: 58-420 (120 amino acids)
Source: RefSeq, a predicted model, not a curated record